CGAAUUAUGGAGGAUUUCGAAAAAAUUGAAAAGAUUGGCGAGGGCACAUAUGGAGUGGUUUAUAAGGGGCGCAAUCGACUAACGGGCCAAAUAGUGGCAAUGAAGAAAAUUCGCCUGGAGUCGGACGAUGAAGGCGUUCCAUCGACAGCGAUCAGGGAAAUUUCGUUGCUCAAGGAGCUGAAACAUGAGAACAUUGUUUGCUUGGAAGAUGUGUUGAUGGAGGAGAAUCGCAUAUACUUGAUCUUUGAAUUCCUCUCGAUGGACCUAAAAAAAUACAUGGAUUCAUUGCCCGCUGAUAAGCAUAUGGAGAGUGAAUUGGUUCGAAGUUAUUUGUACCAAAUAACCAGUGCCAUUUUAUUUUGCCAUCGUCGUCGAGUUCUUCAUCGUGAUCUUAAGCCUCAGAACUUAUUAAUUGACAAGAAUGGCCUUAUAAAAGUCGCUGAUUUUGGUCUUGGCCGAUCGUUCGGUAUCCCUGUGCGCAUUUAUACCCACGAGAUCGUUACUUUGUGGUACCGAGCACCGGAGGUGCUUCUGGGCUCACCUAGGUAUUCCUGUCCUGUCGACAUCUGGUCUAUUGGGUGUAUAUUCGCUGAAAUGGCGACGAGAAAGCCGUUGUUUCAAGGAGACUCGGAAAUUGACCAGUUAUUCAGAAUGUUCAGAAUUCUUAAAACACCAACCGAAGAUAUUUGGCCAGGGGUUACUUCGCUUCCUGACUACAAGAACACGUUUCCUUGCUGGUCGACCAACCAAUUGACCAACCAGUUAAAGAAUCUUGAUGCCAACGGCGUUAAUCUCAUUCAAAGUAUGUUAAUUUAUGAUCCAGUGCAUCGCAUUUCCGCCAAGGAUAUUUUGGAGCACCCAUAUUUCCAUGGUUUUCAGUCGGGCUUAGUUCAAAAUUAACGUUCAGCAUUGUCAUUUGACUUUAAUUACAAUUAAUAACAAAAAAAAAAUUGAAAUUUAAACUAAAUGGAAAUAGCCAUAAAAUAAAAUAAGGGUUAAAACAAACUG
Drosophila eugracilis is the source of this 1008-nucleotide messenger RNA. RefSeq names its product cyclin-dependent kinase 1 (gene Cdk1). Bases 7 to 900 code for a protein of 297 amino acids. The transcript is spliced from 3 exons. Gene Ontology annotation, cellular component: nucleus. Gene Ontology annotation, biological process: mitotic G2 DNA damage checkpoint signaling; G2/M transition of mitotic cell cycle; protein phosphorylation. The record is from RefSeq and is a predicted model, not a curated record. NCBI's taxonomy places the organism in Eukaryota, Metazoa, Arthropoda, Insecta, Diptera, Drosophilidae. Gene Ontology annotation, molecular function: cyclin-dependent protein serine/threonine kinase activity; RNA polymerase II CTD heptapeptide repeat kinase activity; ATP binding.